UCUCCUCGCCCUUCCCUUCCCUUCCCUAUCUCGGCUCGCCACUCAGCUCAGGUCACUUUGACAAGCUGGCGCUCUCCUCUUCCUCCUCCUUCGUCGCGCAAUUAGCAUAUUAAUCAGCCCAGCGAUCGGAUUCCGAGUCGGUCGGAGCGCAGGGUCGUCUCGCGCACAGCCAGGCCAACGCAGCCCAGCCCAGCUCGGCCCUGGACUGGCCGACGAGCGUAGGGAGAGAGGCAUCGGGCUGCCCCACUUUCUGCGAUUGCUGUGUAUCCCGGCGGGGAGGCCCCGCAAUCGGGGGCGACCUUGCCCAGGGAUUGGGGUCUCUCUCAGAGCGGCGGAUGCCAGGACCCGCCGAGCGGGCACGUCGCACCUUUGCUGCGCCAGGCCGGGCAUGUAAAGAUGUCAGUAGGCUGUGCAUGCCCAGGCUGUUCCUCUAAGUCAUUCAAGCUGUACUCUCCAAAGGAGCCUCCAAACGGCAACGCCUUCACCCCCUUUCACUCAGGCACUAUGCUGGAUCGAGAUGUGGGACCAACUCCUAUGUAUCCACCAACAUACCUGGAGCCUGGGAUUGGGAGACACACACCAUAUGGAAACCAGACUGACUACAGAAUAUUUGAACUCAAUAAGCGGCUGCAAAACUGGACAGAGGAAUGUGACAAUCUGUGGUGGGAUGCCUUCACCACUGAGUUUUUUGAGGAUGAUGCCAUGUUAACAAUCACUUUCUGUUUGGAAGAUGGACCAAAGAGAUACACAAUCGGCCGUACCCUAAUUCCUCGCUACUUCCGCAGUAUCUUUGAGGGAGGCGCUACUGAGCUGUAUUAUGUUCUGAAGCACCCAAAGGAAUCCUUCCAUAACAACUUUGUUUCACUUGAUUGUGAUCAGUGUACUAUGGUCACUCAGCAUGGCAAGCCUAUGUUCACCCAGGUGUCUGUGGAGGGCCGCCUCUACUUGGAAUUCAUGUUUGAUGACAUGAUGAGGAUAAAGACAUGGCACUUCAGUGUCCGGCAGCAUCGGGAGCUUAUUCCCCGUAGCAUCCUUGCUAUGCAUGCGCAAGAUCCCCAGAUGUUGGACCAGUUGUCCAAAAAUAUUACUCGAUGUGGACUUUCAAACUCCACACUCAACUACCUCCGACUGUGUGUAAUCCUAGAACCAAUGCAGGAGUUGAUGUCUCGACACAAGACCUACAGUCUCAGUCCUCGGGAUUGCCUCAAGACGUGCUUAUUCCAGAAGUGGCAACGUAUGGUGGCGCCACCUGCUGAACCUGCACGUCAGCAGCCUAGUAAGCGCCGGAAAAGGAAGAUGUCUGGAGGUAGCACCAUGAGUUCCGGCGGAGGCAAUACCAACAAUAGCAACAGCAAAAAGAAGAGCCCAGCCAGCACCUUUGCCCUCUCCAGUCAGGUACCUGAUGUGAUGGUGGUGGGCGAGCCAACCCUGAUGGGUGGUGAGUUUGGCGACGAAGAUGAGCGCCUUAUCACUCGACUGGAGAACACACAGUUUGACGCUGCCAAUGGCAUUGACGAUGAGGACAGCUUCAACAACUCUCCUGCGUUGGGCGCCAACAGUCCCUGGAACAGCAAACCUCCUUCCAGUCAGGAGAGCAAGUCUGAGAAUCCAACGUCGCAAGCAUCACAAUAAAGCCCCCCAAACAGUGCCCAGCCGGGCCUAUACUUGACUUGGCUGGUGCCCCAUGGACUGAGUCGAAACCAUUCUACCUGGACAAUUGUGAAGAAGAGUGGCUGGCCAACAAGGUAUCAAGGCCUAUGAGCACUGCAGCGCCUGCCUGCCUACAGUUAACCUGGCCACGAUUCCCUGCUGUCUGCACUCUUGGCUGUCCCCUUUAGGGCAGAAUUGGAACAGUGGGCUUUUAGUCCCAGCAGAAUUUUAAUUCCUUCUUCUCUGUCAAUGCAUCCAGCGCCCUGGAUACCACAAGCUACAUUGUUAGGGGGUGGUAUUCAUAGCAGUCCCAUAGAGCCUCCAAACUUUGGUGGAUCAGCAUGAAAUACCUUGGGAGGUCACAGGACUGAGUACUUAAGAUGGGCAGGAAAAAUCUGGUCUAAGCCCCUUUCUAUCAUUCAGUUUCAUAUAAGGGGCAUCAAAAAGGUUCCAUUUUAGCAGGAGAGUCUUAGAGUCUUGUGGAUAAUGUCAUGACUCAAAUCGGUGCAGCUAUGAUUUUUGUGGGUUGAAUUUUAAGCAGUUCAUCUUGACUGUCUUAGAGCUGGCAGAGCAGUAAUUCUGCUUUGCCCGAAGAACCCAGAAAACCAAUAUGGCAGGAGAUUAUAUGGGGUUUUAAAUUUUCUGGAAUGCAUUAUUAAAAUAUUCUGCAGUUACCUGGAAGGGCACUUGUCCUUUUGGUCAUAUCCUUAGGCAUGGGCUGUUUUGUCCCAACCUGCUCUUAAAGGAAAUUGCAGUCCUCGUACAUACCCUGCCCUCAGUAUUUUGGGCUUUUUUAAAGAAAUAAAAUAAAAUUGUAAGUUUAAAAAAAAUCUGCCCUCCCUCCCUAUUUCCCCCAAUCCUGAUUUUUGUACAGGCUUGUCUACUAAUUGGGAGUCUUAGUUUUUGUAUACAGUUCUGAGAGCUUCAAACCAAGGAGAGACUUUGCAAACUUCCUUUAUACACUGCUUUGAGGACAGCAUGGCUGCCCCACUCCCUCCCCCCGUGUAAUUUGUGUGUGCUGCUGUUCCUGCUCCACCCUCCCCUACCAUAUCCCCCCCUUUUCAAAUUUGUGUACCUUGUGCUUGUAUAUUUCUGCACUGUAUGCUGUGUGUAUGAUGCUGUUCUUUCACUGUGUUCUCACUAAGGCAGCCGCUACCAUUACCAGUGGUAGUGGGGGAGGAGUUGAUUGUGAUAGGCGGCAGGACAGUUCAGAGGGCACUGUUACCAAUUUACAGCAGUGCAGAACCACAGGAAUGGGGCUGUGGCAUCUGGGGAAGCAAUAUACCCACAUUUUGCAAAGGGAGUGUAAUUGUUUCUUCUCUUUCUGGAAGGGUCUCUAGGAAACCAUUGGCCAGGCAGACACGUCCAUUUUUAUUUGAAGUGCUGGUAUUAAAUCCCCAAGGUAGCAAAUCCACUUACUUACCUUUCUACCUUCCAAAGUUCUUCCUUAAAGCCUAGGUUUAUCCUGUACAUCUUGGAGGGAAAAAAAUGCUUUAAUUAUGUCACUGAGGCCUCAAAAUUGCUGUGAGUGAGGCAUGAUUUUCCAUUUUUGAGAAGAGUGCAAAAAUAAGGUAUUUUGGCCACCUCAUGGCCCAGACUGAUUGUGAAGGUGAUUGCAUUUAGAGAGACAAAGGCUGCACUGUCAUGGCACAAUACUCUUUAACCUAACUUAGGCUAUUUCUUCAAGAUGAUUUCUAUCUGCAAAGAUUUUUUUCCCCUUUGCAGCAUUAUUGUCAUCAGCUUGCCUAGAGCUGCUAGUUUUGACCAUGAUUUGUCUAACGCUGUGAGAAGAAUUUCCUUUCAAGUCAUGCUCUGGAAUCCUAGAUACUCUCUACUCUGAUGGAGCCUAGUUGGAUGAACCUGAGAUAUAUUCAUGGCGGUUUGGUCACUUUUGUAUUACUGGGCCCAGGUCCUUCCCCGUGGGCAGGUAAUUAUAGCAGCUAGUAGUGUAAUUUACAAGGGAUUGGGUUUUUUUCUGUUUCGUUUCCUACUUCAAAAUAAGAAUGUCACGUUCUCUGCUGCUGUGGCUCAGCAUGUAGUGAUGACGUGUACUCUUGUCAGCUCUCUCCACCUUGUCCCUUUCCACUUCCCUAGGGCACUGUAAAGCUUUUUUUUUUUUUUUUUUUUUUUGCAUUUUGUGCCAUUUAUGGUCAUGUAUGGUACCAAUAAAACAACUUUUCGGUUUGGUGCUCUCCUUGCAGUGUCAUUUCUCAUCUGGAUCUUGAGAAAGGGGAUCUGUUCUUACAUGCAGGUUCUAGUCAUCAGAAUUCUGUGAUUUAGGCUGAGGUAAACCGCUGAUAUGGUGGAAUUCAAGGGCUAAUACUUGUUCUCUGCUGCCAGCAUCUCCCAGUUUUAAAUUGUGGUCCUUGUUUCCUGCUUCCCUUUCCAUUUCUAAACAACUCUGUGUGCUGAUAUAAGGCAUUCUGGAAUCUGUGCACCAAGCAACUGAGAAAUCUUGAGCACAUCAAAGGGAACAGAAAAGUUUCUGCAGCUGAAGAAAGUAUUCUUGUGUGUAAAGGAGAAAAAAAUAUCACAAAGAAGCCUGAGCCGUGCCGUUCCUACAUUUGCAGGCAGCCAGACAGUUCGCAGUCCAAAUAUGGUUGCAUUGUCAACUGUUUGAUUAACAGAAAAUAGGGCAAACAAAUUUGAUAGAAAUCAUGAAUGUCAGGAAAAUGAGUUGGUUUGGUAGUUGGAACAUUUUAUCUUCAAUAGCAGAGUCCCUUAUUACUGAUUCAAUCACCCAUGUCACAUUGGGUAAGGAGGUGGGGAAAAAAGCUAGCCGUGUGCCUAGUGUUGGCAGUGCAUGAAAAGAGAGAACGAUACCUGAAAUAUUUCUGUCUCACUAGCCAAGGGAACUUUAGCACUAUAUUAGCCUGCAUCUUCCCUUCCUCCAUUUUAUAAGAUCUUAAUACCUGUGUCUUUCAAAACUAUUGUAAUCUUAUGCCAUAUUUCAUUCUUGGAACCAGACUUUGCAACAUUAAAGAGAGACAAGGCUUUGGCUACCUUUUUGCUUCUUCUCUCCGUGUAAAUUUUUAAAAAUGCAGGAAAUAUAUUUUAAGAUGUAAUCAGCAACUUCUGUGUUAUAUAUAUACUACUUAAACUCAAAUACUGAACCCAUCAUCAUCUGUUAGACAGCAGAGGAACAAAUUUGCUUCCAGGAACUUUUCACAUUUUAUUUUAAACAUUUAGCUGAUGGAGCUACAGUCACAUCCCAAUAAUUUUCCUACCAGAAUGAUUCUUGUGGAAAGAGAAAAUGUAUCUCUGCUAUUCUGGUAUUAAUUGGAUUCUUGCCUUUCUGAUGUCUAGCUUCUUGUCUCAUUAUUAGAAAUGGUAGGCUUAGCAGCAGAAAAGCUUUCAUUGGUGGAGGUCAUGCCCAUAUGGCUGAGAGGCCAGGAGACUCAAAGUACUUUUAUUUUUGUUUUUAAUUAAACUUGAAUAAUAUAACAAUAAGAUUGAUAACAUGAGAUUUGAUUAAAAAGGAAUACAGAGUAAGUUAAAUGUCAGUUCAAACCAUUCCUAGUAAGUCCUGAUGGAUAAAAUUUGGUAAUAUUAUAAGAAAGUGCAUCAUUCUGAUCAUAAUAAGUUUGUAAUAUAGUUUGCAUUAAGAUUGGCAAUGAAGAACAUGGGUUGCUGUAUAGAGGAUACCACCAUAUUUCUAAUAACAUUUUUAUUUUUCCCAAAAGACAGAGUAACAAGUGUACAGAUCAUUCAUUAAAGAGACAGAGCUAAAAGUUGAGUUAAGAGGGUUAAAGCAGAAUCAAGCCUCAUAGAAUUAAGCCUUGCCCAUGUUUUAAAGAGAUUAAUCUGGGAAGGUAUAACCAAAAAACAAACAAACAAACCUCAGAAGAAAAGAAGACCAACUCACUUUCAUAUUGAAGUAAAUUUGUCUCUUGUUAUCAGGAGCUGAGUUUCACUAGGAGACUUACCUUUUUAAAGGAUGUCUUUUGAAGCCUAUGCAUUGCGCAAGGCACCUAUUCCAUCCUACAAAGUCCACAAAUGCCAAAUAUUUUGGUCCGUACCAUUUAUGAAUCCACUCAACUAGUCUUAAGUACAGUGGCAUGGAAAACAGACCACUUUGCAUUGUGAAAUGAUCAGGUACUGUACAUGAUUUUUUUUUUUUUUUUUAGUUCUCGUGGUAUGUUGGUGACACACAAACUUGGUAUCAAGGCGCAUUUCAAUUGUGGACCAUUUACAUCACUAAUAAACUAUAUGCUCAUUUGUUUUAUUAUUGUAUGGAUAGACAUACAUCCUUUAAAAUAACAUUGAAUUUUAUUCCUAUUAUGCAUUGUGAUUUAACUAGCAUUGAAACCUUGAAUAUCAGCUUAUUCUACUUUUUUGUGCUUGAAAAACUCAAGUGCCAUCUAUUAUUCAUUUAGAAUGAUAAAAUCAAUGUUGGAAAACAUCUUAAAGAUAAUCUACUAGCAACUACUUGCCCUGUACAAGAAUCUACUUCUGCUAUAUAUUGUCCCUGACAUUGCUAUCUGGCCUCUCUUUAAAUAUCUUAGCAAAGGAGACAGCCUGCUUGAUAGUUGACAACUCUCACUCUUAAGAAAGUUUUCACUUAUAUCCAACAAAAAAUGACUUCCCUGUAAUCAAAACUCAUUGUUUCUUGUCUUCACUGCUGGAACAAUUUUGAACAUUUUUGCCCAAUCUUUUCUAACUCCAGAUACUACUGUUAAGAAAACUAUUAUGUCUCCUUGCAAUGUUCUGCAAGCCAAACAUAUCCAGGUCCUCCAACUGUUCCUAUUUUUAUUUCCAGACCUCAUCUUGGUGUCUUUCCUCUGAAUAUAACUCUAGUUUGUCAGUAUCAUCCUGAUUUAAGUCCCAAACUAGACUUCUGUAAAUCUUGACAUUAUAUUUACUCUUUCUCCAAUUGCAUCAUCCUGUUGGUUCAUGUUCAGCUUAUGAUCCACCAUUUAUUAUAUGUAUUUUCUUUCCCUACGUCAGCCAAACUUUAGUGCUAAAAUGACUCCCUGUCCUGGGAUAUCUUAAUGAACACUGGGAAAGAAAUUAAAUAACAGUUGGGCUGUAUUUUGGGUGUAUGUGUGGAAGGAAUGUCUCCUGGAAAUGAGCACUUGUCAUUUUCCUGUGACUAUUACAAAGAAAAAAUGCAUCAACCGUCUUGUCCUAACAGUGCAGACAGCUGGAGAAUUAUGUUUCUAUUUAAUAAGUUGGUAAACUUAAUUAUAUUAUAAAAUCUCUUUUUUGCAUUCCAGAAUACAUGUAUAAUGGGGGGAGAAAUAGAAUGCGUUUUGUGUAUUAUGAACUCAGCAUCUUAAUGUUUAUGUAAUAUAUUUCAAUGCAAUACUAGACAAAAUCACAGUAUCAAGAAAUGGCCCCCAAAGACAGAAUAAAUUCCACAUCAAAGCCAGAACAGUGUGGCCCUACCCCCUUCCAUCUGCUGAUUGUAAAUUUGCUUCCUACUUCUGUUCUCAUGCAUUGCUAAUCUCUACAAAGGUAUUCCUGUCAGCCGCACCCAUUGUAAAAAUAAAGUUUCCUGUAGAAUAA
Crotalus tigris (Tiger rattlesnake) is the source of this 7158-nucleotide messenger RNA. RefSeq names its product LIM domain binding 1 (gene LDB1). Gene Ontology annotation, cellular component: transcription regulator complex; nucleus. The transcript has 11 exons. Lineage: Eukaryota; Metazoa; Chordata; Lepidosauria; Squamata; Viperidae. Gene Ontology annotation, biological process: negative regulation of transcription by RNA polymerase II; nervous system development; positive regulation of transcription by RNA polymerase II. The record is from RefSeq and is a predicted model, not a curated record. Bases 397 to 1632 code for a protein of 411 amino acids. Gene Ontology annotation, molecular function: LIM domain binding.